ACUUGAUCCAUCCAUCCAUCCCACAAAAACGAAACAAGAUUCAGUUCAUCACCAUGAGGACUCUGUCCCUGCUCGCCGUCCUCCUCGUCCUCCUCCUCGUCUCCCACCCGCGCAACGCCGCCGACGCCCACGGCCACCGGUUCGGCAAGGAGAAGCUCACCAACCUGCGCUUCUACCUGCACGACACCCUCAGCGGCCGCGACCCGACGGCCGUCCCCGUGGCGCACGGCGCCGGCGCCACGCCCAGGCCCGGCGACCCCACGCCCUUCAGCACCGUCUACAUCGUCGACGACGUGCUCACGGAGGGGCCCCAGCGGACGUCCAGGGUCGUCGGCAGCGCGCAGGGCCUGUACGCGUCCACCGGCAGGCACGGGCUGGGCCUCGUCCUCGGCAUCGACUUCGCCCUCAACGACUACAACGGCAGCUCCUUCGUGGUCUUCUCGCGCAACCCCGUCACGGACGGCGACGGCAGGGAGCUCGCCGUCGUCGGCGGCCGCGGCGCCUUCCGGCUGGCCCGCGGCUUCGCGCUGCUCCGCACGCACUACCUCAACACCGGCAACGGCGACGCCAUCAUCGAGUACAACGUCACUCUCCUGCAUUACUGACAACUUUGUCUGUUCUGCUUGUGUUCCGAUCGAUGUGAUUGUGCCGCCGCUGCGCUGGCUGCGGCGUUUGUAGCAUGAUGAUUAUAAUCAUAAAACGUGCCGUGCGUCAUUCCGGCCUGCUCCUGGUUUUCCUUGAUCGUUUGCACAGGCGUACUCUCGUUUCAGUACCCGGAAAUCCAAUUCGGUUCUAUUACUUGAA
Triticum urartu is the source of this 804-nucleotide messenger RNA. Its product is annotated as dirigent protein 4-like. The record is from RefSeq and is a predicted model, not a curated record. NCBI's taxonomy places the organism in Eukaryota, Viridiplantae, Streptophyta, Magnoliopsida, Poales, Poaceae.